AUGAAUGAUACAUCCAGAAGAGCAAUUUUUAACUAUAUUUUUGGUGAAAAUUUAGGCAUUGGUCCUCCCAGUCAAUGUACUCAAAAUGUUGCAACAGCAUGGAAAUUAGCAAAUCAUUUCUUUUCUCCUGAAUGCACUUACAAAGAAAUUUCACCCAAUAUUAAAACAGCAAUUAAUAUUCUUUGUCAUCAUGGAUUAAAAGAGCGAUUACAAGAAAAUUAUGAACAUGCGAUAAGAAUUCAUUUUACUGAAAAGUUUUUGCCUAUUUUACAGACAUAUAAUAUCACACAUUCCAAUUUAACGGAGUUUAUUGAAAAACUUACAGAAGCAUAUCAUAUUUAUGAACAACCAUUAAUAUUAAGUCAUUUUAAUACAUCUAAAUCAUUCAGACAAACGUUUCACGCAUUAGUUAACAAUUAUAUUUCAGAAGACAAAGUCUAUCCGAUUUUUUUAGGAUGGUUAUUAGAAAAUAUGGCAUUUUGGGAGGAAAAUGAAUCAAGUCCUCAAGUUACUUGUUUUCUUUCAACAUGUAAAAAUAUGGAAUUAGUUGGAUUACAAAAACACUUAGAAAGAGCGUUUGCAGAAAGUAUAUCUCAAAGACUAAAUAAAUACAUAAGAGAAAAAUACUCUAAAAAAUGGGAUAGAAGCAUUCAAGAAGAAAUUGUCGAAUGGACUAUCAAUAAAUUAGGAAAACUUAUAUCCCUUGUUUUAAAAAUUGACAUAAAAAAAGAAGACUUAAAUUUACAACUUGAAACUCUUGCUUGUCACUUUUUAGCUAUGCUAAGAAUUGAUGAACUAUUUGAUAUUAUAGUAGACUAUCCAUAUUCGUCCGUUGCACUAGGGGAUCUAAGACAAUCUAUGAAAUUUUCUCCUCUUAGAGAUUAUUUAGUUAAUUCAUUUCAACAAUCAUGUAAAACAAGACUUUUGCAUCCGGGAGCAGAUACACAAGAUAUAAUUUCUCAGUAUAUAUCAACUAUUAAAUGUUUUCUUAUUCUAGAUCCUCCUGGAGUACUUUUAGAUAAAGUAGCAAAACCUAUCAGGAAACAUUUAAAGAAUCGAAACGACACUAUUAAAUGUAUUAUGAUAGGACUUGUCGGGGAUGAAACAAGUGAAUUAAGCGAAGAACUUGGUCAAGCAGAUCCAUCAUCUCUUCAAGCAGACGAUGAUGACGAUGACUUUGAUAAUCUUAAUUGGACACCUGAUCCUAUUGAUGCUGCACCAGACUUCCGGAAAAUGAACAAUAAUGAUAUCAUUAAAAGUCUUGUUAGUAUUUAUGAAAAUAAAGAUAUUUUUAUAAGAGAACUUCAAAAUCUUCUAGCAGAUAGACUUCUUACUGCAAUGAAUUAUGAAACCGAUAAAGAGUUACGAAAUUUAGAACUUUUAAAGUUACGCUUUAGUGAAAAUAGUUUACAAAUGUGUGAUGUAAUGCUUCACGAUAUUGCUGAAUCUAAAAGAAUUGAUACAAAUUUACAUAAAGAACUUAAUAAUACGGUUUUAUCAUUAACAACACCAAUACAUGCGAGUAUACUUUCUCGACUUUUCUGGCCAAAUUUUAAAGGUGAAGCACUAUGUCUUUCGAAAGAAAUUCAAAGUUAUAUGGAUAGUUAUGCUGAAGAUUUCGAAAAACUAAAAGCUUCAAGAAAAUUACACUGGAUACCCAAUUUAGGCCACGUACAAAUUGAAAUAAUACUAGAAGACAGGACUUUAAACAUGAAUGUUAGACCCGCACAAGCUUCUAUUAUUAUGCUUUUUCAAGAAAAGAAUGAGCAAACUAUAAAAAAUUUAAUGACAGCUAUAGGACAAGAUUAUACAGAUUGUAGAAGAAAUACACUUUUUUGGGUAAAACAUGGUGUACUUAAAGAAGUUACAAAAGACACCUUUAAAGUUCUAGAAUAUACUGAACUAGAACCGUCUAAUAAAACUCUUUCAGCAUUAGAAGAGUUAAUUUCAAAUGUUCAAGCCAUGGAAGAGCAUGCUUCUGAAGAAAUGAUAAUAUAUUGGUCUUUUAUAAAUGGUAUGCUUACUAAUCUGGGACCAUUGACUCUAGAAAGGAUCCAUUCAACAUUGCAAAUGUUCGUGCCCCCUCCAAAUAUUUAUAAUCGUUCUAUAGACGAAUUACGUGAAUUUUUAGCUUUAAUGGUAAAAGAGGAACACCUAGAGUUUAUCUCUGGUCAAUAUAGACUAAAAAAACAAUAA
This is a messenger RNA of Pneumocystis jirovecii RU7, 2196 nucleotides long. RefSeq names its product anaphase promoting complex subunit 2. Gene Ontology annotation, cellular component: anaphase-promoting complex. Gene Ontology annotation, biological process: ubiquitin-dependent protein catabolic process. Lineage: Eukaryota; Fungi; Ascomycota; Pneumocystomycetes; Pneumocystales; Pneumocystaceae. The coding region runs from base 1 to 2196 and encodes 731 amino acids. The record is from RefSeq and is a predicted model, not a curated record. The transcript has 16 exons. Gene Ontology annotation, molecular function: ubiquitin protein ligase binding.